CCGGGAACAGUGCGCCGGCUACCGAGUGGGGCGGAGACGAUGGCGGCGCCCUGCCCACCUCUGGGAGACCAGGUAAUGGGGAAGGGGUCUCUUCUGCUCAGGGCUGGUGAGGAGUUCCUCGCAGUAGAACAGUCAGGAAUACUUUACAGUUGUCAUUCAAGAACUUUGAAGAUGUUUUCAGGGAAACUAUGUUUAGUUUUGUGCCUUUUUCCCUCUCCCAGGUUAAAUUCCCUGUUAUUAGUACCCCUGUGAACGAGUGGAAAGAAUUUGUGCUCUCAGCCUCUCUAUUCCUGUAUACUGUUUACCUCCAGAAUGCUCUUUCUGUGCUUUCCUUUUCUGUAUUUUGGCCCUAUUGCCUAUUACAUUUUUCAACAAUUGUUUCUUAUUCCUAGUCUUGUCAGAAGCAUGGUACUUUACAGUUCUAUUCUUCAUGGAACUUCAUUCCCUUCCCAGCACCAUCGUAUUUUGUUUUACUUUUUCAGAAGGAGUGAUUUGGUUUUUAAGAGUAUUUUUCUUAUUUUCUCCAAGCACAGAUCUCUGUGAUAAUUCCUUUCUUUGAUACUGUAAAAAUCUCACUGCUGUGAACUGUGACUUGGUAUAGUUCAUGACUUUGAUUUUUAAAUAUCUUGCAGUCUUUUUAAUCUAAAUUUUCUCAUUUCUUUUGGCUACUUUCUAACUCAUUUAUCUGUAUAAAGGACCAUUAUAGUUGGUUAAUUAGAAAAGGAGUAGAACUUUACUUCUCUUUCCAUUUUAUUUAAUUUUAAUGUAAAUUGCGUAUUCAGUUUACAUUCAGAUGAGGUGAAGGUUGGGUUGACAUGCUGUUGGAGAAUGCUGGAGAAAAAUAUGCCAGAGUCCAGCCUGAUCCACAACUCAGUAUGGCUGUUUAGUACUUUGAGCCUGUUUUGUCAGUAGCCAUAUGUUUUUCUUUAACAUUUGCAUUCUGUGGGUACUAAAACUGUUGUUUUUUGGGGGGUGGUGGGGCAUAUUUGUGGGAUAAAUUUCAUUGUAACUAUGCAGAAGCCAAAGAUUGGUAACAACAAUGAUUUUUAAACAUAGCUCUGUAUGCUUUCAGCUCGAGAACUCUGCUUUUGAGUUAUGUGAAAUCUCUAGUGCUGUGGAAAGGAGUUAUUCACUAUUGUUCAUUCAGACUUUGCUUGAAUUAUGGAGAACAAUGAAUUCUUUUACCUUGUCAUUUCAAGAUGAAAAUGCAAAGGUGGUGGCCUUGUCCAUGUCACCUGUGGAUGACACUUUCAUUUCUGGGUCUCUUGAUAAGACCAUUCGGCUCUGGGAUCUCCGCUCUCCUAACUGCCAGGGUCUCAUGCAUCUACAGGGCAAGCCUGUUUGUUCUUUUGAUCCAGAAGGAUUAAUUUUUGCUGCAGGUGUCAAUUCUGAAAUGGUCAAACUAUAUGAUCUUCGUUCUUUUGAUAAGGGGCCAUUUGCAACAUUUAAGAUGCAGUAUGAUCGGACUUGUGAGUGGACAGGACUCAAGUUCAGCAAUGAUGGCAAGCUCAUCCUCAUCUCCACCAAUGGCAGCUUCAUCCGUCUGAUCGAUGCAUUCAAGGGAGUGGUGAUGCAUACGUUUGGGGGUUAUGCUAACAGCAAGGCUGUCACAUUGGAGGCCUCAUUUACUCCAGACUCCCAGUUUAUUAUGAUUGGUUCAGAGGAUGGCAAGAUCCAUGUCUGGAAUGGAGAGAGUGGUAUAAAAGUAGCUGUAUUGGAUGGCAAACACACAGGCCCCAUUACCUGUUUGCAGUUCAACCCCAAGUUCAUGACCUUUGCCAGCGCUUGUUCUAACAUGGCCUUCUGGUUGCCCACCAUUGAUGACUGACCUGCACGGUGCUUGGCUGUUUUCUGUACAGCGAGGGUGGCAAGUAGGAAAAACUCAGAGGGGACUAAGAUAAUAGUGGGAUUGGAUCAUUUGACUGGGCUGGAGAGCAUCCUUCCACAUGGCCUUCCCAAGAAUGUGCUGUACAUCUGCUCAAAAGAAAAAAGUUACUUUGCCGAACUUCUUCAAAAGGACUCUUGGUGUGGCCGACUCAAUCGGGACUCAGACUUGCCAGCUGUCACUGCACCGAGCUCCUCCAGAGGAGUGACCAGACUUGUGAUGAGGGUAUAGUGGGGCCCUCGAGACGCCUUCAGUUUUGAAUGUAUUUGCUGCUGAGGAGUCGGUGAAGUUGUUCAUUCUGCACAUCCCUUCUCCCCCCCCCACAAAUGCAUGGGAAGCCACAGUUCUGAUUUUGAGAUGCUAGGGCAGCUUAGUGCCCCUUGCCCUCCCCCUGCAUGUCUUGUUACUGGGUCUCCCUGUGUUAUUGUGGCAUUCUCCACAACCGUUGCAUUACUUAGGUGCCAAACAUUUACAGAAGUAAGUCUCCAUGUAUUUUAGGGUCAGAAAGGGACAGAUACAGAAGGACCUUGCUUUCCAGAAGUCUUGCAAGUUAGUCAUGUGAAGGUGGGUGACCUGACCAUGCCUCAGGCUCUGGGUGGGCAAAGGGUCAAGAGCCUGAAAGGGAGGGAGGAGUGGUAGCAGGUGAAUUCCUAGGGCUGGGAGGUCUAGCAGCAGCUUGGUGUGGUCCUGUCAUCAAGACAAACCCACGGUCCUUCUGGGUGCCUGCCAAGUUUGAUUGUGUAUGAAAGCAAGGUGGGCGUCUGUUUUUGUACAUGAGCUCCAUCACACGUUCCUGUGGGCCAGUAUUGUGGAGUGAGUCCGAGUUGUUUACACUGAUGCCUUCCCUGCCCACCACAAGUUGUGUACAUAGUCUCCAGAUGAUCCUACCCCUUCCCCAGCUCCCAACACGGGGCUGGCCUAGGCCUGUGUUAUAUGUUAUAUUUAGCCUUUUUAUAUAUGACUUGGGAUUCUGUUGUUUGUAUUUUAGCACAGUGUGUGUACACCUUCAUUUAAAUAUAUCGUGUGUGUGCAUACAUAUAUACAUAUAUGUGUGUGUGCACAUAUAUAUAUAUAUAUAUAUAUAUUUUAAAAGUAUCAAAGAGUUCAGCUGAAGGAGAUGGAGUCCCAUGCCCCCAGAGAAAGACUGCAUCCUUGCUAAUAGUGUUUGCCACAAGUGUUAGUGAGUCUUCCCUAUUACCUUUUUCCCUUCGGGAGACUAAACAAAAGCAAAGCUUUUGUGUGUUUGCUGUCCCCAUGGCAGCUAAGUGAGGGUCUUGGAAUGACUGCCUUGUGUUCCUCAAGUCGCACUUUGGGGCCUUCUCUGCAGUAUUAGCCCCUUUUUUGCCCAGUGAUGCUCUGUCUGCGCCUAUAUGUGUGUGACAGUCACUUUUGCAUGCCUUUUGUGUCUGGCUUCUAGCAUUUGGGGACAGGAUGCUGGAACCAGAGCAUUUUCAGCUUGUCUGAGGCUUCUUUGCCAAUUACAGGUCACUCCUGUUUACCUGGUAUGUCUGCUUUCUUGCUUCUUUUCCUUGCCUUGUCUUGGGGAGGAUUCCUGAUCGGGGUUGAGAUGAGCUGCAGAUAGCUCAUUACCUUUUCCCCUGCAUGGCCUUCUUAAGAGCAGGACAAGUGGCAUAUUAUUUCACCAAGUUCCCAAACAUAUAAGCAAGUAACACAUUCCCUGCAGACCCAGAAACAGGCCCAACAAGGUUAUGUUUGACUUGCCCAAGAGUACCUGCCCGCUGGUGGGGAAAGCAAGCCAUUACUCUCACCAUUCAGCAGCAGGAAUAGGCUGCGAAUUGCUAGCAUUUACUGUUUUGUUUUCUUUUGCUUUUUUAGCAGUUACUUUUUGGUUUGUUCCUCAAAUUUAAGGGCAAGGGGCAUACAUCUUUGCCAGACAUAGACUGGAAUCUACAGUUUCUGCAGUGCUACACUCUUUAUAAAGCUCUGCAUUCUCAGAGUGGAGAGACUUUUAGAAACCAAGUGAUCUGAACGAUUAACUGCCCACCUCUGGCUUUCCAGGGUAGAAGAUUCAUGGUAAGAGUAACUGUUCAGAGAGAGUACUUGGAACUGUAGGUUAACAAGAAGGCCUGCAUAAGUGACAUUAUCUGUACCCAGAGCAGCCACCACACAUGACUUGUCUAUCUGCAGGAAAAUGAUUUGUAUUGAGUUCCUGUGUGUCCGAAGCAGAGGCAGCAGGUCCUUUGAAAAUAUGCAUUGCGCUGCUUCUGUUGAUGGGGACCUGCGGUUGCAGAGCCAGCUCCUGAGUUGGGAAGGAAAGGGAAAGAUGCAGCUGGAAGUGGCCGAAGAUGAUGCGGUGGUGGAAGUAAGGCAGAAUUAAGGGAGGAGUGUCUGUGGGUCAGAGACGCUGAGGAGCACCAGGGCUGCUAAGGCACCUUCAGUGGGAGCCGAGGUGCUUAAGUUCUCCUGGGGGUGGGGGGCACACCAGGCUCUCAAGAGUCAGGGCCAAAGCCACUGAUUUAUAUGUGACAGUGACACUGCACUGCUCAACCACCAGCUAGUGGGGUAUUUUUUGUUUUUUUAGGGGAAAAAACAUAACUUGCAGUCAUAAUUAAUGCUUAUUAAGAAAAAUCUGGGAAUUUUAAAAAGAAUCAGUUUACCACCCAAAUGUUACCACUGCUAAUCUUUUGGUGUUAAGUGUUCCUCUAGACAUUUCUGUGCAUAUAGAUUUUUGGUGUGUUUACAUAGUUGUUAUUCUACUGUAUAUACAAUUUUAUGUCCUUUUUGUACUUAACAUAUAAACUUUUUUUCCAUGUUAUCUGUCUUAAACAGAG
Messenger RNA from Odocoileus virginianus texanus, 4677 nucleotides. The record is from RefSeq and is a predicted model, not a curated record. NCBI's taxonomy places the organism in Eukaryota, Metazoa, Chordata, Mammalia, Artiodactyla, Cervidae.